AUGUGCGCCACAGCUCGUUACGUGUGUGCCGCUGCUCCAUCCACUCCCAUCUUUGUUGACGCAGACACUGGGGGCGGGAAUGCGCUCAACGUGCAGCGCACAGUGAAGGACCUCAUUGCCGCCGGUGCUGCGGGCUGCUUCAUCGAGGUGAUUCCAGCGGAGGAGGCUGCAGUGAAGAUAGCAGCAGCGAGGGACGCCAUUGGUGAUGCGGAUUUCUUCCUUGUGGCACGCACAGAUGCUCGCGCCACGUCACAGAAGAGAGGGCUCGCUGAUGCCAUUGCACGUGCCAACCUAUACAUGGACGCUGGAGCCGAUGGGUGCUUUGUGGAGGCGCCUCGUGAUGUGGAGGAGUUGCGGGAGAUUGGGCGCAACACGCGGGGAUUUCGAGUGUGCAACAUGCUGGAGGGGGGUGUUACUCCCCUCCUCACUCCUCAGGAGCUUUCUGACCUUGGGUUUCACCUGAUAGUGAACCCGCUGACGGGGCUGUAUGCAUCCACGCGUGCGCUGAUUGACAUCCACAAGGAGCUGAAGCAGGAGGGCACCACACGCGGGGCGAUGGAGCGUCUGGCUACCUUCACUGAGUUCAAUGCGCUGGUCAGCCUUGACGACUGGUAUGCCACCGAGGCCAAGUAUCAGACCCCCAAGAUUGUGCCUGCCACCACCCCGGACACUACCUCUUAA
Messenger RNA from Closterium sp. Naga37s-1, 681 nucleotides. The record is from the annotation of a GenBank genome assembly. Lineage: Eukaryota; Viridiplantae; Streptophyta; Zygnematophyceae; Desmidiales; Closteriaceae.